Molecule: messenger RNA, 1028 nt
Organism: Pocillopora damicornis (cauliflower coral)
Lineage: Eukaryota; Metazoa; Cnidaria; Anthozoa; Scleractinia; Pocilloporidae
Product: histamine H2 receptor-like
Source: RefSeq, a predicted model, not a curated record
CAAUCAAUAUAUUUAUCAGCAGUCAACAUUUUCUUGUUCAUCACAGCAUUUCUUGGGAAUUCUCCUAUUCUUGCUGCUCUUCAUAAGGAAUCUUCCCUUCAUCCGCCAUCCAAACUCUUGUAUCGUUGUCUGGCAACAACUGAUCUAUUGGUUGGUCUUGUUAGCCAGCCUCUCACCGCUACUUAUUGGAUGUCCCUAGUUCACCGACAGUGGAAUCUUUCUCGAUACGUAUCUAAAGUAGUCGUAAUAGCAAGCUAUACAUUAUGCGUAGUUUCUUUAUUGACAAUGACGGCCAUUAGCUUGGACAGACUUCUCGCCUUGUUGUUAGGACUGAGAUACAAACAAAUUGUGAAUUUAAAACGCGUUUAUAUCGCUCUAGCGCUAUUUUGGGUUGUCCCCAUUGUCGACACUCUAUACUUUGUGUUUGUUUCUCCCAUACCUCCUUGUUUGGGUCGUGUCAUAAUACCAUCUUGCUUAUUAAUCUCAGUUGCUUCGUAUAUUAAAAUUUUCCGUACUCUCAGUCGUCAUCAGGCUCAACAACAGCCGAGCCAACCAAGUGCACUGAACAUGGCGCGAUAUAAAAAGGCAGUGUACAGUGCACUGUGGGUACAGUCAGCACUAGUUGUCUGUUUUGUACCAGUAAGUAUAGUUUUGACGGUAAUGGCUCGCACAAAGACAUAUUCACCACUUCUAAUGGUUACUAGAGAAAUAGCAAUUACUUUUUCUUACUUUAGUUCCACUUUGAACCCGUUUCUUUAUUGCUGGAAGAUCCAUGAAGUUAGACGAGCUGUAAAGCAGACAAUCAGGCAAGUAAUGUGUUGUCCAUGAAUUUAGAUUCUCCUUGAGCUGGAUAGUAAUAGAUACGAAGCUUGAAAAGAUUGUAGCUCGAGCAUUUGUUGGUAUUUUGUAAUCUUGUGUGAAAAAACUUAAGGGCAAGGAAUCGAGGCACUGAAGAUACCUUGAGGAAACUAAAUUUUUUAUGAUUUCGUGCAACAGUAUUUACUGUGUACCAAGAAAAAAAAGAAAGA